Messenger RNA from Uloborus diversus, 1913 nucleotides. RefSeq names its product H/ACA ribonucleoprotein complex non-core subunit NAF1-like. The record is from RefSeq and is a predicted model, not a curated record. The transcript is spliced from 9 exons. Bases 130 to 1869 code for a protein of 579 amino acids. Gene Ontology annotation, cellular component: sno(s)RNA-containing ribonucleoprotein complex. Gene Ontology annotation, biological process: pseudouridine synthesis; box H/ACA snoRNP assembly; ribosome biogenesis. NCBI's taxonomy places the organism in Eukaryota, Metazoa, Arthropoda, Arachnida, Araneae, Uloboridae. Gene Ontology annotation, molecular function: RNA binding.
GCGCAAUGUGAAUAUACAGAGUAUGCCUAUUUUCUUUUAAUUUACGAUUUAUCAAAGAGAAUCGUUAAUCAGUCAUCGAGAUAAACUUGUUUAUAAUUUUGUGCUUUAGUUGUUCUCUUCAUUAGAAUCAUGCUCUCCGAGCAGACGCCAAACGAGGAGAAAAGAAUUUCAAAUCCUGAAGUAUGGUCAGAGGAUGAAAGUGAUGACUCAACUUUGUCUUCUUCUUCUUCUUCAGACACAUCCCUGGAACUCCCUGUAGUGACUCAGGAUAAUUAUGUACCAAAGAAGAAAUCCAACCAGAGUUCAAUCAAAACCAAAGGAGAGCUCAGUUUAGAUGAACUUCCUCCCAUCGAAAAUUUGACCAUUUCUGUAGAAGAAGAUGAAAUAAAAGAAGUUGGCAAAGUCUAUGCCAUUAUCGAAAAGCUAGUUGUUGUGCGCUCUUACAAAGAUGAGCGUCCCCUCGAUAUAGACUCCAUCCUCUUCCUGACUUCAGAAAAGCCUCUCGGGAAAGUAUUUGAUGUUUUUGGUCCGAUUGGAGAACCAUUUUACAGUGUACGCUUCAACAGCACAGAGGACAUAACAGAGAAAAACGUAGUGGUGGACGCUCCUGUGUUCUUUGCUCCUUCUCGCCCGGAGCCCAUCACUAGAUAUGUUUUCUUGGAGCAACUGCAAAACCAGAAAGGGUCUGAUGCAUCAUGGAAGGAUAAUAAUGAGCCUCCCGAAGAACACUUGGACUAUUCUGAUGAUGAGCAAGAGUCGCUUGCUCGCAAGAAACGUCAUCCCAGAAACCGGACUCCUCUAAAGAAUUCUGAAGACGUUCCUGUUGAAACUCCUGUCAUUUCAGGUCCCUUAUCAAAUGAAUCCUCAGCUGUUCCUGCAUCUAGUGCUGUGACAAGUUUCGCAAGGAAUCCUCAGGUUACGAUGAGCAGCAUGGCAAAUGCUCCAUUGCUGACAGAAUUAUGGAGGCCUCCACCACCACUGCAAGUUGUGAAUCAGCCUUUGUUGUUUUUGCAUAAACCACCACCAGUGUUCAGAUUUAAUGCUCUGCGACCUCAAUUACCUAUUCAAAUUGGACCCACUCCUGUGCCUUCCACACAGAAUAUUUUCCCCAUUGGUCCCAUCCCAAACAUGAUGAGACCCCAUAAUCUCAAUGUGGUUGGUCCAAAUCCAGUAAACCAGCAAAACUCUUAUCCUGCAAAUCAACCCCCCAUUUUGGUGAACCAACAAAGUAUAAAUCAGUUGCAUCAAGAUCCAAUUCAGCAGAAUUUCAGUCAAGUCAGCCACAAUGCAACCUCAAUGAAUCAGAAUAAUCACAACCAGAUGUUCAAAAAUCCAAACACACAGAUUGGCAUGAAUUCCAGUCCGAUGUCUCAACAGAACCAGUGGAAUGGCAUGACACAGAGGUAUCCUAACCAUCAGAAUUUGAGCCAAAUCAAUCAAAGGAACAUUCCAAUGAACCAGCAUAGACAAGGCUUCAUCCAACCGAAUCAGACAGGUCCUUAUGAUGCCCAAAUUCCCAUCCCUCCUCCCACAUAUGGACCCAUCUCUCACUCCAUGAAUUCCUCUUAUCCUGUUUUACCACAUCAGACUUUCGCUUCAAACCCUUGGCCUCAAAGUCAGAGGCCAAUUCACAGUCCUGCAAGUCCUAUGCCGAAUGCAAGCUGGUUCAGCGGGUCUGCUCUGACCGCCAGUCCGGCACCAAAUGUUGCCAGGAGCCCCCUGCCACCGUGCUCCCCCCUGAGUAUACAAAUUCCUAGCAGCAGUGGGGCCCCUUCACCUGCUCUGGGGCCCUUCUCAUUUCAACUUCUUCCACGUCCUUCUCCUGUUUUCUUCUCUCACGCUGGUCAGAACACAUUCUUCAAAAACUAAAUGGUGUUCUUAAAGUUUUGAAGGAUUCUUUCUUUAUCGCUUGC